This is a messenger RNA of Carcharodon carcharias (great white shark), 2634 nucleotides long. Its product is annotated as cytosolic carboxypeptidase 2-like. Gene Ontology annotation, molecular function: metallocarboxypeptidase activity; zinc ion binding. The transcript is spliced from 18 exons. The coding region runs from base 1 to 2634 and encodes 877 amino acids. Gene Ontology annotation, biological process: proteolysis. The record is from RefSeq and is a predicted model, not a curated record. NCBI's taxonomy places the organism in Eukaryota, Metazoa, Chordata, Chondrichthyes, Lamniformes, Lamnidae.
AUGGAGUCAGGAGAAAUAGCGGAGGUGUUAAAUGGAUACUUUGCAUCUGUCUUUACAAAGAAAGAAGAUGCUACUCAGGCCCAGGCUGAAGAUAUAUAUGUCCAAUAUAUGAGAAAGCAUUUUCCAGAGGUCUUUGCAGCUCAACAGAAGGCCCAUCAAGCAGAUGUGGGAGUUAAAGUGAAGCAUAAGGAUCAUGUGUUUUUGCUUUCAACGGGAAAUGACUAUGAGGAUGAAAUAGUAGAAUUCCUACAGGAUUCAGAUGAUGAAUGUGAUGAAAGAGAUAUUCCACUAACUGCCAAAAAUUCUAAAUGGUGUGAACAAAAGCGUCUUUUACCCCGUACAACUCAGAUCGUGAUUGAGGAUAGCUUUGGAGGACUUGUCCAUCGUUUGCGUGAGCCUUGGGACCUAUAUGGCCUUUCCACCAAACACCAAUUGCCCUGUUGGCCACAGGAAUGUGAAGUGAUCAAAGAACGCAUUAGGCACAUUGACAAUGCCCCCAACAGCCCAGAGCCCCUGUACAGAGCAACGGGAUUGGAGCAAGCACCAAUCUACAUAAACCCUGAGGAAGGUGAAGUGGUUUAUAGUGCCAAUAAAGCUUAUUUGGAACCCUACUUCACCUUUUCCCGAGUGAGUGGCAGUCCCAAUCCUCUGAAGCAGGCAGCCAUUAAUCCUGACAGGCAAGACAACACACUGAUAUUUGAGGCCCGAUUUGAGAGUGGGAAUCUCCAGAAAGUUUUUAAAGUAGGGGAACACGAAUAUAACUUGAUCUUACGCACUGACCUCUACACAGCAAAACACACCCAGUGGUAUUACUUCAAGGUACAGAACAUGCAAGAGGCAGUUGAGUACCGCUUCACCAUCAUCAACCUGAUGAAGCCCACCAGCUUGUACAACAUGGGAAUGAAACCAUUGAUGUACUCCACAAAGGAUGCUGAGCUGUACCAGGUGGGGUGGCGCAGGGUGGGUAGCCAAAUCAAGUACUACAGAAACAAUUAUGGCAAUGACAAGCACCAAUAUUACUCACUCACCUGGACAUUUGAGUUCCCUCAUGACAUGGACACUUGCUACUUUGCCCACUGCUACCCCUACACCUACUCUGACCUCCAAGACUAUCUGAUGGAUGUUGUCAGUGAUCCAGCCAAGUCCAAGUUCUGCAAAGUCCGGGUGCUGUGCCGCUCACUGGCUGGGAACAUGGUUUAUGUCCUAACCGUGACCAAUCCCUCCGCGAGUACUGAGGCUACGGCUGAAAAGAAGGCGGUGGUCCUGACAGCUCGCGUCCACCCGGGUGAGACCAACAGCUCCUGGAUGAUGAAGGGUUUCCUCGACUGCCUUCUUGGCAACUCGAUGGAUGCCAAGCUGCUGCGGGAUACAUUCCUCUUCAAAAUCGUGCCAAUGCUGAACCCUGACGGGGUCAUAGUAGGGAAUUACAGGUGCUCACUCUCUGGCCAGGAUUUAAACCGGAAAUACCAGUCCUUUUUGAAGGAGACAUACCCUCCUGUGUGGUACACCCGGAAACUGAUCAAACGAUUGAUGGAGGAGCGGACAGUUUUUCUUUACUGUGAUCUCCACGGACACAAUCGGAAGCAGAACAUUUUCAUUUAUGGCUGUCAGAGUAGGAGGCGCACAGUGUCAUCAUGUGCCAAACAACGAGUCUUCCCUCUCAUGCUUAGUAAGAACUGCUAUAACAAGUUCUCCUUCAAAAGCUGUAAAUUCCAUGUUAAGCGGUCUAAGGAAGGAACAGGCCGUGUAGUGAUGUGGAGGAUGGGCGUCACUAACAGUUACACUCUGGAGGCAACCUUCUGUGGCUCCACAUUGGGGAACAGGAGGGAUUUUCAUUUCAAUGUGAAUGACCUGGAAUCAGUGGGUUUUGAGUUUUGUGACACUUUGUUGGACUACUGUGAUCCUGAUCAAUCCAAGUACAUGCAAUGCAAAAGGCAGUUGCAGAAUCAAAUAAAAGAAGAUGUUGCUGCCAAAAUGAAGAUGUCUGGUGCAAGAUAUGAUUCUGAUGCAUCGCUCGGCGAUAUCCUUUCCUACAUUGAAUCCAGCACCACUGGCUCAAACAGCUCCGAGUCCGAUUACCAGCCUUUGCAUUUUGGAAGAGAGGUACACGAGAAUGUGACAAAGAGGAAAAAACAACUGAAAACCAAAAAAGAGAGACAAAACUCCUACUUAAUCCGGAAAGUGUUGGAUACGGCAAAGCAUUACCAGGUUUGUAAGUCUCACCCUCCAUACAAGAAGAUGCAAAUAAAAAAGUUUGUACAACAACCAAAGGCACACAAGAAACCUGAAAAAAUACAUGCAGGAAAACAUCAAGGUUGUUCAGUUCAAGCCCCUUACCAAAGUGGCAGUGACUUGGAAUUUGCUGCAAAUUUGUUGAUGCAGCCAACAGCAACUCCUUGCCAGGUGGAAGGUGCCGCAGUAAGAACACAACCUCAGUCCCAUGAUCACUUUGAAGAGCAUGAGCCUGUGUAUGAACAUGGGCAGGAGGAAGAGCAGCCUGGUCAUCAGGUUGUACCCCAGGGAAUCACUACAGUGGAUGAAGGAAAGGAGCUUCUGAAGCCAGCUCCAGUGAAAGUGCUUGAGCUUCUUGACAUGACGAUGUUACACAGUCCAAAUCUCACAUAUGUAGAGUAG